Messenger RNA from Alosa sapidissima (American shad), 2045 nucleotides. RefSeq names its product prolyl-tRNA synthetase 2, mitochondrial (gene pars2). Gene Ontology annotation, cellular component: mitochondrion; cytoplasm. The record is from RefSeq and is a predicted model, not a curated record. The coding region runs from base 71 to 1501 and encodes 476 amino acids. Gene Ontology annotation, biological process: prolyl-tRNA aminoacylation. Gene Ontology annotation, molecular function: proline-tRNA ligase activity; ATP binding. NCBI's taxonomy places the organism in Eukaryota, Metazoa, Chordata, Actinopteri, Clupeiformes, Clupeidae. The transcript has 3 exons.
CGUAAUGAUUUUAACUAUGUGUUUAUAGUGCGGAUCUGUGACCUCACCGUAUCUGGAGCGGGCUCCAAUCAUGGAUACCAUCCUACGGAACUGUAGACACAAACUGCUGCCGAUAGUCUGCGCACCUGCUAUCUCAUGCAGGCAGCUCUCCGGGUGCGCACAUCCCCAGAAAGCCCCACAGCCCCCCGCACCACCACCCUCCUCAGUGCCGCUGGUAUCGCGUCUGUUCCAGCCGUCCAACCUACGGGAGGGCCAGGACAGUGGAGACCUGACAUGCCGAAGCCAGAGGUUGAUGCUCCAGACGGGCCUGCUCCACCCUUCCAACCCCGGCUGUUUCUACUACUUGCCAGCCACAGUUCGCUCCAUGGAGAAGCUGGUGCGACUCAUAGACCAGGAGAUGCACGCCAUUGGCGGGCAGAAGUUGGACAUGCCAGCGCUGUGCGGAGCCGACCUAUGGCGUCGGAGUGGCCGCUGGGAGCUCAUGGGGAAGGAGAUGUUCCGUCUGCGCGACCGGCACGGGAUAGACUACUGCCUCGGUCCUACUCAUGAAGAGGCGGUGACGGAACUGCUAGCGUCUCAGGCCAAUCUUUCCUACCGACAGCUACCCCUGCUUCUGUAUCAGGUGACAAGGAAGUUUCGGGACGAGCAGAAGCCAAAGUUUGGGUUGCUACGGGGACGCGAGUUCUACAUGAAGGACAUGUACUCGUUUGACGAGAGCGAGGAUGCGGCGCACCACACCUACCAGUCCGUGUGCCAGGCCUACGGGCGCCUCUUUGACAGGCUGGGUGUCAGGUGGGUGCAGGUGCGGGCGGACACGGGCAACAUCGGGGGCACCCUCUCGCACGAGUUCCAGCUGCCCGCUGACAUCGGCGAGGACCGGCUGUUGACGUGCGGCGACUGCUCCUUCUCCGCCAACGUUGAGCUGGUGGAACCGGGCCAGACGGACUGCCCGCAGUGCCAGUCUGGCACGCUGGUGGAAUCCAAAGGCAUUGAAGUGGGGCACACCUUUUACCUGGGCACCAAGUACUCCCAGGUGUUCAACGCCACCUUCAACAGCCCCCAGAACAAGCCCACGCUGGCCGAGAUGGGCUGUUUCGGCCUUGGUGUCACCCGCAUUCUCGCCGCUGCCGUUGAGGUGCUCUCUAGCGACGACGGCAUCCGCUGGCCAGGGCUGUUGGCACCCUACCAGGUGUGCGUUCUGCCCCCUAAGAAGGGCAGCAAGGCGGCCACGCUGAUCAGCCUGGCAGAGGAGCUCGCUCUCGGGCUGAGCGGCCUGCCUGGCCUGAGGGGGGAGGUGGUGCUGGACGACAGGACGCAGAUGACCAUCGGGAAGCGGCUGAAAGACGCCUCGCAGCUGGGGUACCCCUACGUGGUGGUGGUGGGGCAGGGCGCGGCCGAGCCGCAGCCGCGGUUUGAGGUGGUCUGCCAGCAGAACGGGGAAACACUCUUCCUCAGCAGAGACGCCCUCACAGACCUCCUGAGCAGAGUGGAGACCGUGUGAGCCCAACAUCGCCCAGCAGGGGGCGCAUGAUCACCGUUAACACUGCAGUGGACAGGAUGGGGAUCAUGCUGGGGUUCAUGCUGGCAGUGGGUGCUGAUUACAGCACUGGGGUGUGUUUCUCAAAAUCAUAGUUGCAACUGGUUGGCAAUGGGAAAUUGCAUUGCAUCCAACAAAGUUGCUAACCAUUUAGUUAGCAACUAUGGUUUUGGGAAACGGACCCCUGGUCAGGUUGGGGACGCAAUAAAGAGGGAACACAGCAGCUGCUGGCAUGGAUGAGUGGACAGACUGGAUGAAUGUAUCCUCCAUUAGGAAAAGAUUGGAUGACUAGAGGACCAUUGCGAGAGAUGGUGGCAGGUAGAGUUUAUGGACCUGGCAGUAAGACCACCUGACAGCUAGUCACUGGCAGCAAGAUGCCUUUUGUGAUGGUGGAUAAAAAAAAAAGGAAAUGAUCACUGAAUAUUUAAAACAAUAAGUAAGGUUUUCUUGAUGUAUUUUAUAUGUGUAUUGUUGUCUACACUGUAAAAAUAAAGCAUGUCAUUCAUAA